This is a messenger RNA of Trachemys scripta elegans, 1639 nucleotides long. It is a transcript of the gene RGS6, whose product is annotated as regulator of G protein signaling 6. The coding region runs from base 19 to 1386 and encodes 455 amino acids. Gene Ontology annotation, molecular function: GTPase activator activity. NCBI's taxonomy places the organism in Eukaryota, Metazoa, Chordata, Testudines, Emydidae. The record is from RefSeq and is a predicted model, not a curated record. The transcript has 16 exons. Gene Ontology annotation, biological process: G protein-coupled receptor signaling pathway; regulation of G protein-coupled receptor signaling pathway; intracellular signal transduction.
GAAGAUAUAAUUACAAGAAUGCAGGAUGACAAAGCAGGUGGAGUUCCCAUCCGAACAGUCAAGAGCUUUCUGUCUAAAAUCCCCAGCGUCGUCACAGGUACUGACAUUGUACAGUGGCUCAUGAAGAACCUCAGCAUCGAGGACCCAGUGGAAGCAAUACACAUGGGAAGUCUUAUAGCAGCACAGGGCUAUAUCUUUCCAAUCUCAGACCAUGUUCUUACUCUGAAAGAUGAUGGGACUUUCUAUCGUUUUCAGGCCCCAUACUUUUGGCCUUCAAACUGCUGGGAACCAGAAAAUACAGACUAUGCCAUCUAUCUUUGCAAGCGGACCAUGCAGAACAAAGCUAGGCUGGAGCUGGCGGAUUAUGAAGCCGAAAACUUAGCAAGACUGCAGAGGGCUUUUGCAAGGAAGUGGGAAUUCAUCUUUAUGCAAGCAGAGGCCCAAGUGAAAAUUGACAGAAAAAAGGAUAAAACUGAAAGGAAAAUUUUGGACAGCCAGGAAAGAGCAUUUUGGGAUGUACAUAGGCCAGUGCCAGGCUGCGUGAACACAACAGAAAUGGACAUCAGAAAGUGUCGCCGUAUGAAAAACCCACAGAAGGUCAAAAAGUCAGUAUAUGGGGUUACAGAAGAUUCUCAGUCCCAAAGCCCUGUACAUAUGCCCUCCCAACCCGUACGAAAAACUACAAAAGAGGACUUCCGAAAAAAAAUAACCUUUCUGAAUGUGCAGAUAGACAGACACUGUUUAAAAAUGUCCAAAGUAGCUGAAAGUUUAAUAACUUACUCAGACCAGUACAUUGAAUAUGAUCCAUUUAUAACUCCUGCUGAACCUUCCAAUCCCUGGAUAAGCGAUGACGCUACUUUAUGGGACAUAGAAAUGAGCAAAGAGCCCAGCCAACAACGUGUGAAAAGAUGGGGCUUUUCUAUAGAUGAGGUGCUGAAAGAUCCAGUGGGGCGAGACCUGUUCCUUCGUUUUCUGGAGUCCGAAUUCAGUUCAGAAAACCUCAGGUUUUGGUUGGCUGUCCAAGAUCUCAAAAGACAACCUUUGCAGGAUGUAGCCACCAGAGUGGAGGAAAUCUGGCAAGAGUUUCUAGCUCCAGGGGCACAAAGCCCUAUCAACCUGGACUCUCACAGCUAUGAGAGAACAAGUCAAAACGUCCAAGAUCCGGGGAGAUACACGUUUGAAGAUGCCCAGGAGCACAUUUACAAGCUGAUGAAGAGUGACAGCUACGCACGUUUCCUCCGUUCUAACACAUACCAAGACUUAUUGCUGGCGAAGAAGAAGCCAGAGAAUGAGCAAGGUCGUAGAACUUCUCUAGAAAAGUUCACUCGCAGUGUGGGAAAGUCUCUGGCAGGCAAGCGCCUCACAGGCCUGAUGCAAUCCUCCUGACAGCCUCAGCUGGACACGCAGUUCCUGACAUCCCUGAAGGACAGCUGCACUCCACCUCCAUGGAGGAAGUUUCAUUUUGGGGAGAAUGGGUCACUGUGAGAGAGAGUGCGAAUGAAAGCAAGGGGAGACAAAGGAGCGCAAGGUGGAGAGAUCAGCUCACCGGAGGUUCCUCUUUUCAUAGUUUACAUCAACACUUUCUUACUUGUACAGCUUUGUAAUGACACUGAGUUCUAUAAAGGUACUUUGGUUCCUA